AUGGCUUUCUCAAAAGAUGUUAUUGACAGAUUUUUGAGUGGAGAUCUUGGAGCUCUCGGGCUCUCAGGACCUUCAGAAUCACUUCCACGCCUUGACGAUGACCAAAUGAAGCAAUUUACAUCCGGAGACUAUGGAGCUUUGGGUUUACCUGCACCGUCAUCUCUGCCUAGUCCAGAAAAGGUUCGAAAAGAAGCCAAAGAACGAUCUACCGAAGUGUUGUCUCAUUGGAAUAGACUAAGACAGAUAUUGGAGAGGCAUGAGGAUGUCAUAUGA
Messenger RNA from Botrytis deweyae, 273 nucleotides. RefSeq lists its product as uncharacterized. The record is from RefSeq and is a predicted model, not a curated record. Lineage: Eukaryota; Fungi; Ascomycota; Leotiomycetes; Helotiales; Sclerotiniaceae. The coding region runs from base 1 to 273 and encodes 90 amino acids. The transcript has a single exon.